This is a messenger RNA of Drosophila elegans, 1238 nucleotides long. Its product is annotated as serine/threonine-protein kinase 16. Gene Ontology annotation, molecular function: protein serine/threonine kinase activity; ATP binding. Gene Ontology annotation, cellular component: Golgi apparatus; cytoplasm. The coding region runs from base 163 to 1119 and encodes 318 amino acids. Gene Ontology annotation, biological process: protein phosphorylation. The transcript has 5 exons. NCBI's taxonomy places the organism in Eukaryota, Metazoa, Arthropoda, Insecta, Diptera, Drosophilidae. The record is from RefSeq and is a predicted model, not a curated record.
AAAGUAUAUGAUAGUUAAUUAAAUUUAAGAGGAAUUAAAAGAAUACAAGAACAAGACAUUACUAGCUAAAACUCACUUUCUGUUUUCUAUUUAGGUUUUGUACAUGAAUUAAACUAGUUGUUAGGCUUAAAGUUGUAAAGUCCGUAGUGUAAUUAAGACAAAAUGCAGAGCAUAGGCUGGACGCUGAUCAUGAAGCGAGGCUGCUUCUGCCGGAAGGAGACCCUGAACAUCAACGGAUCCCGCUACACAAUCCGCGACAGGCUGGCGACAGGGGGCUUCAGUCUCAUCGACCUUGGGGAAAACGCCUCCACGCGACGGAGCUAUGCGAUAAAGCGCAUCACCUGCCACAGCAUCGAUGACCAGAACAUCGCGCUGCGGGAAAUCGAAAACUGCCGAAAAAUCGACUCGGAGAACGUCAUCCGGGUGGUGGACUAUGAGCUGAAGGGCCAGGCGGACAUCGUCAUCAACACAACGAGCACCUUGUACAUCGUGCUGCCCUACUACAAGCACGGCUCUCUGGCGGACCACCUGCAGCUGCGCUCGCGGAAACAGGACCACAUGCCCGAGGCCCAGAUCCUGCAGAUCUUCCUGGGCGUCUGCGAGGGUUUGAAGGCCAUCCACGAGGCCAAGCCAGUGCCGCUGGCCCACCGCGAUCUGAAAACGGCGAACAUCUGUCUGUCGGACUCGUUCGAGCCCAUUAUUGUGGAUCUCGGCUCCAUGACGGAGGCUCGACUGCAGAUUGUCGGCCAGACGGAUGCCCAGCGGCUGCAGGACGAGGCAGAGGAAAGGAGCUCCAUAGUCUACCGGGCUCCGGAGCUAUUCACCGUAAAAACCUACUGCACUAUCGACGAGAGGACGGACAUAUGGAGUCUUGGUUGUGUGCUAUAUGCAAUGUGCUACUUUAAUUCACCCUACGAUCCCAUCUACGAGCGAGGCGACAGCGUGGCUUUAGCUGUGCUUAGCGGUAACGUCAACAUUCCAGAGGAUUCCAUCUACACAGAGGACAUGCACGAUUUAAUUAACUACAUGCUCCGCACCGAUCCAAUGGAACGGCCGUUCAUCUUCAGUGUCAUCGAACGCACCCACGAUCUGAUACAGAAGCUGGAGGGUCGCUUGUAGCUCCCACUCACCGAAUUCCAACUCGUCUAUACGCAUUUUUCCGAACCAGAUACACCGCUAACUGUUUUUGACUAUGUAUUAUUGUAAAAUAAUUUUAAACCUUCAGAGAUUUUGUGAAA